Xiphias gladius (swordfish) is the source of this 1454-nucleotide messenger RNA. RefSeq names its product proteasome 26S subunit, non-ATPase 6 (gene psmd6). The record is from RefSeq and is a predicted model, not a curated record. The transcript has 8 exons. Gene Ontology annotation, molecular function: protein binding. Gene Ontology annotation, biological process: proteasome-mediated ubiquitin-dependent protein catabolic process. Gene Ontology annotation, cellular component: proteasome regulatory particle. The coding region runs from base 164 to 1333 and encodes 389 amino acids. Lineage: Eukaryota; Metazoa; Chordata; Actinopteri; Istiophoriformes; Xiphiidae.
CCGCUCUUGUCUCCGCUCGCUGACUGAUGCUCCGGCGGAAGCAACACGGUCCUGUGUUUUCCGUAGUCAUCGUAGAAAUAGCUGCUAGCAGCGAGCGUUGGACCCUGUCUGCACAAAGAAAGCCUCCAGUUGUGUGUGCUCGCUUGUAUAUUUUUGACUAAAAAUGCCGCUGGAGAAUCUGGAGGAAGAGGGUCUGCCCAAGAACCCUGACCUGAGGAUAGCACAGCUGAAGUUUCUGCUGACGAUGGACGGUCACCGGCAGGACGCUAAAGUGAAGACUGAGCUCAUGGACGCUAUCAAGGCUAACAAUAUGGCGCCCUACUAUGAGGUUCUGUGUAAGGAGCUGAAGUGGCAGCUGGACGGUGACCUGCUGAGUAAAAUGAAGAAGACCAACGAGGAGGAGCUGAAGCGUCUGGACGAUGUGCUGGAGGAUGCGGAGAAGAACCUGGGAGAGAGUGAGAUACGAGACGCAAUGAUGGCCAAAGCUGAAUAUCUGAUCAGAAUUGGAGACAAGGAGGGUGCCCUCACAGCCUUCAGGAAGACCUAUGACAAGACAGUUGCUCUGGGUCACAGGCUAGACAUCGUCUUUUACCUGUUGAGGAUCGGUCUCUUCUACAUGGAUAGCGACCUCAUCACGCGCAACUCGGAGAAAGCCAAGAACCUUAUUGAGGAGGGGGGAGACUGGGACAGGAGGAACCGCCUGAAGGUCUACCAGGGCCUGUACUGUGUGGCCAUCAGGGACUUCAAGCAAGCUGCUGAGCUCUUCCUCGACACAGUCUCCACCUUCACCUCCUAUGAGCUCAUGGACUACAAGACUUUUGUUACUUACACCGUCUACGUCUGCAUGAUCGCCCUCAAAAGACCUGACCUCCGUGAAAAGGUAAUAAAGGGAGCAGAGAUCUUGGAAGUGCUGCACAGUCUGCCUGCUGUCCGCCAGUAUCUUUUCUCGCUCUACGAGUGUCGCUACUCUGUCUUCUUCCAGUCUCUGGCCAUGGUGGAGCAGGAGAUGAAAAAGGACUGGCUCUUUGCACCACACUACCGCUACUAUGUGAGGGAGAUGAGGAUCCAGGCCUACAGCCAGCUGCUAGAGUCAUACCGUUCCCUCACCCUGGGCUACAUGGCUGAGGCCUUUGGUGUCAGCACAGAGUUCAUCGACCAGGAACUUUCGCGAUUCAUAGCUGCUGGCCGUCUCCACUGUAAAAUUGAUAAAGUGAAUGAGAUUGUGGAAACCAACAGACCUGAUAGCAAAAACUGGCAGUACCAGGAAACCAUCAAGAAGGGCGAUCUGCUGCUCAACAGAGUCCAGAAGUUGUCAAGAGUCAUCAACAUGUAACCAGGGAGGCCAUGUUUUCGCAUUACAGCAAGGGGGAAAUCUUCUUAUUCCCAAACAUGUAGUUUGUCUGACAAGGUGACGUCUUAUAUUGUGUAUAUAAUAAAAUUUGUUUAACUGUUGA